UUAAGGCUCUUAUAAUCCAUAACAAUCCACCUCCUGAAAAAACUUGUUCUGAACUUCCGACUGUAUCUUCUUCUCGCUGACUGCAUCUCAGCCACUGGUGCAAUUUUAGACCACUAGAUUCAUACUAGAGGGUCACUGCCUAGAACCCAAAGGGUGGAUAGUUCGCGGAUCGCUGCAAGAAAACACAAACCCAGAUUGCCAAACUGGAUUUCCUUCUUCUGUACUUUUCUGUGAAAUAUCUGUGAGACCACAGUACAAUUAGAAAUUGUGAAAUCCUCUUCCCUUGAAAUUAAUUAUAAACCUCAACACAAGAGUCUUUGGACAUUCAACAUCUUCAUGGCUAUUACCUCAACACCUGCAUUGUUUAUUAGCAUACUUCUCUCCUUAGUCCUCAUUUCUUCUGCUCAAUCAUGCUCAAAAUACACCUUUCCAGGUAAUCAAGCAUUCAAUUCUUGCAUCGACCUCCCUUUCCUAGAGGCUAAUCUCCAUUGGAACUACAUUCCAUCCACCAGAACUGUUCGCAUAGCAUAUAGAGCCAAGCAAACUUCUACAGGAUGGAUUGCAUGGGCAAUCAAUCCAAAUGGUGCAGGCAUGGUUGGAUCACAAGCUCUUGUUGCCUUUCAUAAUUCUAAUGGGAGCUUGACUGCCUAUCCAACCCCAAUAACUAGUUAUACCACAUCAAUGCGACCAGGAGCUCUCAGCUUUCACGUGUCAAACAUCUCUGCAACAUAUGCAGAUAAUCAGAUGACUAUCUUCGCUGUGCUGGGCCCUCUACAAAAUGGAACUGCUGUUAAUCAUGUCUGGCAAGCUGGGAAUUCAGUUAUAAAUGACAUCCCUUCGAGUCAUGCUACAACAGGACCAAAUAUUCAAUCAAUGGGGACAUUGAAUUUUCUUUCAGGAUAGAAGAAAAUAUUGGAGGGGGAAGCUUGAAACACCUGUGUAUUCUAGCCUCCCUGUGUUCAACUAGUCCAAGUACAUCUGCAGGUUUCCAGAUUUAGUCAUUUAUUCCAUCGCACUGUCAUUAUGAGCACAUGUUUUCAGGUCUUCGUCUCUGCAUAAUAAAUAGUGAAAUCACGUAUCUGGCAAAUCCUAGUAGGUUCACUGUUCCAAGUAUCAUGAACGCUUCCGUUUUCCAAGUACUCUACAA
Molecule: messenger RNA, 1147 nt
Organism: Populus nigra (black poplar)
Lineage: Eukaryota; Viridiplantae; Streptophyta; Magnoliopsida; Malpighiales; Salicaceae
Product: cytochrome b561 and DOMON domain-containing protein At5g47530-like
Exons: 1
Coding region: 337-903 (188 amino acids)
Source: RefSeq, a predicted model, not a curated record